AUGAUACGACGAUUCCCAUUUAUAAAAACUUGUGAGAAUAUUUAUCUUAAUCUUAAGAAUUAUAAACCAUCAAAUCAACGACCUAAAUUCCAUGCUGUAAAUCAUCCAUUUGUUUCGAAUUUACAAUUAUUAGAUCAAACUUAUUUCAGUUGGUUAACAAGAGAAGUUCCUAAUCGAGUGGUUCAAGUCCUUAAAAGUAAUAAUAAAUCAACCUCCAUUAAAUCCACUCAUACUCGAAAUCUGAUUGAUCAAUUGAAUUUAACUUAUUUGAAAAGAGCAUCUCCAUCCAUUGUGAAAGUGAUAACUACCACCACCACGAAUGAUGAUAAUGAAAGAGAUGAACAGUUUAAACAAUUAUUAGAUUUAUGUGGAAGUUAUACUGGUUUAACAUCAUUGAUUGAUAAAUUACCCUUGAUAAGUAUAUCCACCCUUCAAAUAAAUCAAUUAAUUGAAGAAAUCCUCCGGGAUUUACCAUCUCCAUCAACUACUUUCCAUCUUAGUGAAUGUCUUAUUGAAGAAUCGAAAUUCACCGGUAUGAAGAAUAUCAAAUAUAUCAAUUCCGAAUAUUAUCAACCUUUAUAUCGGAAAUUAGAUUAUAUAAAUUCCAUCUGUACCAUUCAUAAAACUUCACGAUAUUAUGAUCAUCAAUCCCCGAAUCAACAAUUUGAAGAGUAUCUUAUCUGGUUAGGAUAUCAUAAUAAUGAUCUAAAGAGUUUGGAAACUCUCAUCCCAACCUAUUUAUCUUCCUUCGCAUCUACGUUGAAUCAAAAAGUUUUAUCAUAUUUCUUCUCGGCAUUCAUCAAUAAUUAUGAGAUAAAUUAUAUUAAAGUCCUCUUACAACAAUUAAUGAUGCAAAAAAAGGGGAAGACAUCCACCCAUAAUCUUGAACCAAUCUUGAUAGAAACGAUUAUUCAACAAUUGAUCGCUAUAAAUGUGAUGUUUGAAGAAUUGAUUUUAAUUUUCUCCAUAUGGUUGAAUAAUGGUGGUCCAUUAUCGAUCAAACUUUUAUCAGUGUUAUUACUGGAGUACUAUAAAUAUGGAAGUAUUAAAGAGAUUGAUAAUUUCCGCCAUUUGAUAAAUCAAGUAGAUCAAAGUUCAGAAGAUAUGUAUAUGAUUGAUUUAGUUGAUUUGAAAUAUAAAAUCAUAAAUCGACAACCAUCAAAGUUUAAAAAAAUGAUAGUGAAAUCAGAUUUAAAUCGAUUUAAAAUCAUUAAACGAUCAAUCUCGAAUCCGGAACAAUUGGCUGAUUUUUACGAUCAAACUUUGAAAUUCAGUUUGAAAUAUAUUGAUGAUUUCAAUUAUAUCAAUUUAAUCCUUAUGAAUCUUAAACAAGAUAAUAUGCCUAUAUCAUCCACUACCUUAAAUUUAAUUGCAACAUAUUACAUCGAACAUCAAAAUUAUUUAUCAUUGAUUAAAUUUUAUGAUGAAUUAUAUCAUAAUAAUUCAAAAUUCAAUUUAAAUUAUAUUGAAACCGCCUUCCAAUGUUUUGUAAAGACUUAUCCUCAAUUAUCAGUGGAGUUCCUUACGAAAUUCCGUCAAUGGUUGAAAGCCUCAACCUUACCUGACGAAAUCAAAACUAUUUUGAAAGAUUCGUUAAAGAUUAUUAAAAUUGAUUCACAAUUGACUCCAUAUGAUCUUGCAGAUUAUCAUGAUACGACACUUACGAUAUUAGAUGAGAAUUGGAAACCAGCAUUAUGGAACUCACCUCAAACGAAAGAAGUUAUACGAUUCCGAUUAUCAAAUGAAGGAUUUCAAAAUUUAAUCGAGAAUAAUAUUCGUCCUGAUUUAAACUUGUUCAAAACAACAUUCCGAAAAGUAAAUAUCCCAAAUCAACAAAUCUUAAUUGAGUUCAUGAAACAUUGUCGCUUAUACACUAAGAUUAACAAAUUCGAAUUCGAUAUAUAUAUCAUGCAAGUAAACAAUUGGAAGAGAGAUGAUAUCCGAUCCCAUUAUUUAUUGGAUCAGCAACUAUUCCUUGAAUUAACUAAUAAUCAAAAGCUUUUAUUAAGUCGGAUUUUGUUCAAUAAUAAAUUAAAUUAUCAAUCGAUUGAAUUAUUAACUUCGAUUCAAACGAGUGAAUUAAACAAUCAAUCGAAACAGUUUCAAUUCAACUUCCUCGUGAGGAAUUAUAUAGACCUUAAUCAAUUUCAACCAAUUAUUGAUUUAAUUGAUCAAUUCCCCAUUGAUAAGGUGGUAUUGAAUCAAUAUUUCUUAAAUCAAUGUAAAUUCAUCGAAAAGAAAAUGCGUCAAAAGGUCAAACAUUAUAAUGCCAAAGUAGUUGAAAGACGUGAGACUGAUUGUAAACAGUUAAGACGUGAUUCUAAAUUGGCAUUUACUAAAUUACGAGGAUUAAUUGGGGAUAUUUCAUUACGAUUAAAUCAAGAUAAUAAUGACUUAAUCGUAGUGAUGGACAAUACGUUUAAAUUGUUUGACGAAUGGAUUAAACGAGAUUUAUAG
Messenger RNA from Scheffersomyces coipomensis, 2457 nucleotides. RefSeq lists its product as uncharacterized. The transcript has a single exon. Lineage: Eukaryota; Fungi; Ascomycota; Pichiomycetes; Serinales; Debaryomycetaceae. Bases 1 to 2457 code for a protein of 818 amino acids. The record is from RefSeq and is a predicted model, not a curated record.